Molecule: messenger RNA, 1409 nt
Organism: Daldinia loculata
Lineage: Eukaryota; Fungi; Ascomycota; Sordariomycetes; Xylariales; Hypoxylaceae
Product: S-adenosyl-L-methionine-dependent methyltransferase
Exons: 6
Coding region: 79-1326 (415 amino acids)
Molecular function (GO): O-methyltransferase activity
Source: RefSeq, a predicted model, not a curated record
CUUCGUACAAACAACGUAAUCCGCAUAUCUAAGCGACAAAUUUACAGAGUAAACUUCGUGGCACUGAAUCUCCAAAACAUGGCUUCUACGAAUAAAAUAAUUGAGCUUUCCUCGCUUAUCGCGAGGGAAACGGCGUUAAUCAACGACUUCCUCGUCAGGAACAAGUUGCCUACCCCGUCGCUGGACGCCAAUGCCCUACAGUCCAUACCUAUCCCAGAUAGUGCCACGGAUAUCAAGGCGGCGAGGAUCGCUGUGAUCGAGGCCUGUUCGGAGUUAGAGGCACUUAUGACUGGCCCGAAAGAGCUACUGAAAUUCAAAUGGACUGCCUACGCCAGCGUGAAAGCGAUCCUUCGCUUCAAGCUGGAUAAAUCCUUUCCUACGGGGGAGUCCACCUCGUUUGAGGCCAUGUCUAAGUUCUCAGGUCUUAGCGUCAUGAAUGUUCGACGCAUCGUUAGGCAUGCUAUCAUCAACCAUCAUUUCUUCCAAGAGAAUACGCCUGGGGCCAUCACGCAUUCUGCCCUGACAACUUCUCUGGCUAGUGACGAAGGAAUGCGCAAUUCCCUCAUCGUUGAGCUGGACGAAUUUUGGCCGGCGGGAGUCAAGAUGGCAGAUGCUCUAGAAAAGUGGCCAAACUCAGAAGAGAACAAUGAGACAGGGUUCGCCCUCGCUAACAACAGCAACAAAAGCAUGUACGAUAUCCUUGCUGAAUACCCCGAACGUGGAGAGAGGUUCGGACGGUACUUCUCUCAACCUGGUAGCACGGAUGACGGGAUUUUUGGCAAUUACCCCUGGGCAGAAAAGACGACCAUGGUAGACGUCGGAGGGUCACAUGGUAGUGUUGCCAUCGGCAUCGCUGAACGGUACCCGAAUAUGAAAUGCUUCGUACAGGAUCUCCCAGACACAGUCGCGGAAGGAGCGUCGCGACUGCCCGCUGAACUUCGAGAUAGGGUCACCUUCAUGGCACAUGAUUUCCUCACCGAGCAGCCACUAAGCGUGGACGUGUACUUUUUCCGAUCCAUUUUUCACAAUUGGGCGGAUAAGUAUUGCAUUAAGAUUCUUCAAAAUCUUGUGCCUGCGCUCAAACCAGGCGCAAGAAUCAUAAUUCAUGAGCGAAUUCUUCCCGGCCUCGAGAACCUCACCACAGUAGACGCCCGAAGAGCGAUCAAUCUGGACGUAGGAAUGUUGCAGCUCUUGAAUGCGCAGCAACGCGAGAUGCAUGAAUGGCCUGAACUGUUCCGCCGGGCAGAUUCUCGGUUUCAUUAUUUGGGUGCGCGCCAACCCGCUGGUGCCAUGCGAUGGAUCAUCGAAGCUGAGUGGCAGGGAUAAGAGAGUGAGUGCUGUAGGCCGCCGGAAGGAUUGCGCAGCCCGGGUAGCAUCUUGCAGCAGUCAGCCUUAGCGGUACAUGAAGG